UUUUCCAAAAUAACUUAUGAUCCCUGUAGAUGGCGCAGUAGUUCUUCCGCCAGUAAGGGUGCUUGUUGACUCAGAAGUCCUGCAAUAUUUUCAGAAAUAAGAACAAUGCCAAGAGGUAAAGGCGGCGGCGGGGGCGGGGGCGGCCGUGGUGGCAAAAAGAACCACAAAGGCAAGAGUCGCCACUUCACAGAUCCUCGUGAGAUGGAGCAACAGGAUGAGAAAGAUGCCAAAGCCAGAGAGUGGAGGAAAAAGAAGGGCAUAGAAGACAGUGAUGAUGAAGAGACGGAAGAAAUAAACAAGCAGGGUGCUGUUGGGGAACUGCCACCCGCAGGGUCAGAGAGUGAAGAAGGAUCAUCAGAGGAAGAGGAGGCUCGUCCUAAGGGUGUAGAACAUUUGAUAGAGAUUCACAAUCCAAACCGAACAGGAAACAAGACAUCACGAAAAGUUACAGAAUUAGAUUCAAAAGCUUCAACCCAGCUGUCAAGGAGAGAAAGGGAGGAACUGGAGAAGCAGGAAGCUGCCCGGCGGUAUCAGCAGCUGCAUGAAGAAGGCAAGACUGAGGAGGCGCGUGCAGAUCUUGCUCGACUCGCCCUCAUUAGAAAACAGAGGGAAGAAGCAGCAAAGAAGAAAGAGGAUGAAAGAUUAGCUAGAGAAGCAGCGAAGAAACCAGCCAAGUCUUGACGACCUGCUGUAUAACAACUCAUGAAUUGUUCUUUAUGAUUCAGUUAAUGUUAUGAAGUAUACCCAAGUACUCAAUCCAGUCUGUAGAUGCAUGAUCAUACCCAUAAGUUGCUUCAUUGCAUCUCAUCUCACAAUACGUUGUUGCCACUAUCAGUUGCAGCUUGGCACUGAGACUGUUGUGGUUCUGAUUACCCAGCCCCGAGGACCCAAAUGAUUCCUUCUUCCUUCAGUAUUGUAAAGACUCUGAUCUCCUACAUUGCCCAUUUCUGUUUUUCAGCACCAUAUUAGUGGUGCUUGCUUUCACUAAAACAAUAAUGUCUAUGACCUGCAUCACUUUCGGUUUUACUCCCCCAUUAAACAGCCUGCAGCGAUGACCACCCCCAUGCCUAAUGGUUCUCUACCGACAAGGAAGUACUAUGAAAUAUACACCUAGGAAGCAGUUAAGUACCACUUAAUAUGGAAAUAUAUAUAAUCAUAUCUUGUGUUAACUUUCUGAUGAAACAUUUGUUUUUGUGUACAAAGUCACAUAUAGAUAAACAGAAAGCCAAAUUGACUCUACAAUGACAUGUUUUUGAGUGUUCCAUGACAAAAGUUAUUUGACUACCUUUCCAAUUGCAACCUCUGCUUUUUAACAUCGUGUGGUGGGAUCCAGUCCUUGUGUACAUACAAGGAAUAUUGUGUUCUUUUACCAACUUUACAUCAUGUAGCAGUUGUGUCUUAGACGUUUAUCAAAACAAGGUCAAUGUCAUACCAGUAUGUACAUACUUCCAAAAGUACAUGCAAGUUUGGAAUACCGGUAUAGGAAAAUAAAGCUAUAUGUAUCAUGAUGGAAAUAGAAAAAAGUACAUCGCAGAAGCAAGUUUUCUGUUGCAGUCGAUUUAAUUUUUCAUGUGAAACAAAAUAAAAGGAAACUGUUAGUAUUUGUCAAAACAUUGUCAGCAAAUUCGUGCUCCAACAAACAAAUAAGAGACCCAUGUAGACCUAAUGCCUUCCUUUGUAUGUGUGCCCAUGUUUCCAUGUGUGUAUGAAAGACAGGAUAUGAAACCCACAUCUCUACCAUUGUGAGGAGAAAGUUGUGGACACCCUUAUCUUGGCUUUCAUUUGAUCAGAACCACAACAUUGUAUUAUGCCAGGCAUCAAUUCUGAUGCAUUGUAUUUAUGAAAGGUCCAAAUUCAAAGGUAACUUUAACGACUUGAAGACGUCAUAUAAACUCUGUAUGAUCUAAACAUACGAUACCUUCUAAAUAAUAUCUACCGGUAUAUAAAUACUGUAUUACUACAUUACUAAAACUAUAUUGUUGUUUUUUUGACGACUGUACUUGUAAUUUUGAGACAUGUAUAUAUACAAAUUCACAUACAUACCUGUUUGAUAAUCCUCCGAUCUGUGUGGAACGCAAACUGUGCCUGUUUUUGGCCCCGAGUUGGUCUUGUGAUCACAGGGGCCUAGUGGAUGGUGACACUGGUAUUGAAUUAAAUUGAGGCUUGAAUUUGCAUUUUCUUACUAGAAAAACAUGUGCCAGAAUUUCUUUUUAUUUAUUCUUUCUUAUCUGCACUUAUAAAAUGAGAGGCAAAAGUAGGUUCUAAUCCUUGUUAUUCUUAUUGUUAAUCGACUACUGGAUAUAUUUUCAGGGGAUUCUGUAGCAAUCCAUUGUUAGUUCACAGGUUUAUAUAACAUAUGUUUCUCCAUCACCUGUGAAUACAUACAGCUGCUAUGCAGUGUAGUCAGUUUUUGAACCAGGAAAUAAAGUAGAGAGAUGGGAGGACAGCGAUGACCUUUGCUUACAUCACAUCUACUGCAUUGUUUCUUGCUUGACAUGUGCCAAUACCUUGUGGCUGCCUGCCUUACACACUGAAGCAAGGUCGGGUUUGCACAGCAUGAGGCUCAUUUCAACCUGAGUUAUGCACAGCGUCGUUUCAUCAGCUUAUAAAAUAAGGUGUGUCAUCACAACACUGCAGUGGUCAUGUGUAUUCAUGGGUGAUGGAGGCACAAAGUGUAUACAAACAUGGGAAGUAUCGACGAUGGUAGCAAUCUAAUAGAUGCUUUCUCAGGUCUUGGAGAAAUAGGAUAGCAACCGUCACAGAAGUGAAGGAAUUUCGUAGAUUUAACCUUAAAGUACCCUUGAAGGUGGGUCUGCACCAGUCUGUAAUUAUUACAUUGUUUAAUAUGAGGAAUAAUGUGCUAUGAUAUACCACUUUUAUUUGAUAUAUGUAUUGUGAAAUAUGCAAUGUCUUCAAUGAAAUUACAACUUAAAA
Molecule: messenger RNA, 2934 nt
Organism: Haliotis rufescens (red abalone)
Lineage: Eukaryota; Metazoa; Mollusca; Gastropoda; Lepetellida; Haliotidae
Product: 28 kDa heat- and acid-stable phosphoprotein-like
Exons: 6
Coding region: 106-681 (191 amino acids)
Cellular component (GO): cytosol
Molecular function (GO): RNA binding
Source: RefSeq, a predicted model, not a curated record